Molecule: messenger RNA, 894 nt
Organism: Loa loa (African eye worm)
Lineage: Eukaryota; Metazoa; Nematoda; Chromadorea; Rhabditida; Onchocercidae
Exons: 2
Coding region: 1-894 (297 amino acids)
Source: RefSeq, a predicted model, not a curated record
AUGAGACAAAAAAGCGAUAAAGAAAGAUCACCAUCAUCAUCAUCAUCAUCAUCAUCAUCAACCUUAUCAACUAUCAGUCAUAGUAUGCAAAUUAUGCAACCAAUUAAGCUUGAGCUAAAUAUUUAUGAAACAAUGGAACAAGCUAAUACGAUAUCUGAGAUAUUAACUGAACAAAAUAUUGAACAAACAAUCAUAUACUAUAAAAAUAUUCCAAUUCAUAGCAUACAUCAAAAGACGGUAGAAACAGAAAAUGCUUUACAAAAUUUACUUAAUGCUCCAGAAUCAAUCAUUAGUCAUAAUCUACCACCAGUAGUAGUUGAUGAUAAUUACUGUUUUGUGAUUGAUGGUGAAACGAUCGGAUCAGAAGCAAUUUUACAUGAUGAUAUUCAUUGGAGUCAUACAAGUCGAUCAACGCAAUAUUUUUAUUUGGAUAAUUUACGUAACUUUUAUCGAGUUAAUUGUAUUAAAGCUAGGGGGAAAAUUAUUGCCGCAAAAAUUAUUGGUUCUCAAGCGCAAACAUUUAACGCCCUACACUCAACCCGAUCCACCCCAAUACAACAAUCUGGAACACUUGAUCUGAUGCCAGCUCGUUCCACAUCAACCAUUAGUGGCUUUCGUCAUGAUACAAUACCACUGGUACAGGUAUAUGUUGUGACACGGAUUUAUAGUUUUUGGAAAACUUAUCCAUCAUUUCGUCGUAUUAUUACAUUACUCGAUCGAGUGAAUAAAAAUGAAAUGGACAAUGGUCAUUUUCAAAAACGAAUCUUUGUGCAGUAUAUUUGGCGUGAUACGAAACAAUCGGAUAAAGAUCGCGUGAAAGAUGAAUUUAAUCGUGAUCAUGGAAGAUUUACUAGCUGCAACAAAACAACAACAAUAAAACUUGCCUUCCGAUAA